Messenger RNA from Hansenula anomala, 933 nucleotides. RefSeq names its product t-SNARE syntaxin (gene SED5). Gene Ontology annotation, molecular function: SNAP receptor activity; SNARE binding. Gene Ontology annotation, cellular component: endomembrane system; Golgi membrane; SNARE complex. The transcript has 2 exons. Lineage: Eukaryota; Fungi; Ascomycota; Saccharomycetes; Phaffomycetales; Wickerhamomycetaceae. Bases 1 to 933 code for a protein of 310 amino acids. Gene Ontology annotation, biological process: intracellular protein transport; vesicle fusion; endoplasmic reticulum to Golgi vesicle-mediated transport. The record is from RefSeq and is a predicted model, not a curated record.
AUGGAACUUGAGACUGCGCAGGACAUCAGGAACCGUACGGUUGAGUUCCAGCAGUGUGUGACUACUUUCAACAAAAGAAUAAACAAAUCUCAACAUCAAAAUAAUCAACAAGUUGCACCUCCAAACAUUAAAAGAUCUGAAUUUCAACAAAGAGCUUCAAAGAUUGCAAAAGAUAUAUCGCAUACCUCGGAACUAUUGGGUAAGCUAGCAUUAUUGGCAAAAAAGAAACCACUAUUCGAUGACAAACCUAUUGAAAUUUCAGAGUUGACAUAUGUUAUCAAACAAGAUAUUGUGAAGAUUGAAAAGAAUUUGAAAAACCUACAAGAUUAUUUAAAGACAGGAAAUGAGACAAGCAAUGAAGAGUUGAAAACAAAUUCCAAAAAUAUCGUUCAAUUAUUGAAUACAAAGAUGAAGAACGUUAGUGGUAAUUUCAAAGAAGUUUUAGAAACUAGACAAAAAAAUGAGUUAGAAAAUAAAUCAAGAAAAGAGAAAUUUUUCUCUACAUUACAACAACAGCAACAACUUACAAAUCAUGCUACAACAGUAGCAUCUGAUAAUCCCUUCCUAAUGGACACACCUUCAAAUGGGGGUGAAAACAAUGCAUUGUUAUCAUUACCACAAGACCAACAAUUACAAUUACUCGAAGAACAAUCAUCACAGUAUAUGCAAGAUCGUAAUUUGGCAGUGGAGACUAUAGAGAGUACAAUUAAUGAGGUUGGUAAUUUAUUUCAACAAUUGGCCACAAUGGUUAAUGAACAAAGUGAAGUUAUUCAAAGAAUCGAUACGAAUGUUGAAGAUAUCGAUUUAAAUAUAACUGGAGCACAAAGAGAAUUGUUGAAAUAUUUCAAUAGCAUCAAUCAAAAUAGAUGGUUGUAUUUGAAGAUUUUUGGUGUUCUAAUAAUAUUUUUCAUCUUAUGGAUUCUGGUGAAUUGA